CUCGCUGACAGACCGGGGUCGGGCGGGAGAGGCGAAGCGGGCGGGAGGCUGCAUGAUGGCGGGUGCCCGUCGUCCGCUCCGAGUUUCCUUGUGGCGGCGGCCGCUGCAGUCUCCGCUAGCGGACGGGCUUCCGCGUCGCCGCUGAAAGGGAAGGAGAGCUCGGCCUCCGCGCGGAUGGGGAGCGGCGGUUGCGAAAGAGGGCGGCGGCCUCCUCCUCCUCAGCAACAGCAGCAGCAGCGCCGGUCUCUCUGACGGGGCGCCUUUCUUCUCGGGAGGGAAAGAAAACUCGCAGGCUGGGAGCCACCAACCCGCCCGCCCGCCGGACGAGGGGAUGUUGCGCUGGAUCCGGCAGCAGCUGGGUUUUGACCCACCACAUGAGAGUGAUAAUCGAACUAUUUAUAUUGCAAAUCGUUUUCCCCAGCAUGGCCAUUAUGUUCCUCAGAAGUUUGCAGAAAACAGAAUAAUCUCCUCUAAGUAUACUGUGUGGAAUUUCGUGCCCAAAAAUUUAUUUGAACAGUUUAGAAGAGUAGCCAAUUUUUAUUUUCUUAUAAUAUUUUUGGUUCAGCUUAUGAUAGAUACUCCUACUAGUCCAAUUACUAGUGGAUUGCCAUUGUUUUUUGUUAUAACUGUGACAGCCAUAAAGCAGGGUUAUGAAGAUUGGCUACGACACAAAGCAGACAAUGAAGUGAAUGGAGCUCCAGUGUAUGUUGUUCGUAGUGGUGGCCUUGUAAAAACAAGAUCAAAGAACAUUCGGGUAGGAGAUAUUGUGAGAGUAGCCAAAGAUGAAACUUUCCCUGCUGAUCUCGUACUUCUCUCCUCUGAUAGAGAACAUGGCUGUUGCUAUGUUACAACUGCAAGUUUGGAUGGAGAAACUAAUCUUAAGACACACAUUGCAGUCCCAGAAACUGCUGUGUUGCAGUCAGUUGCCAAUCUCGACAAACUUGUAGCUGUUAUUGAAUGCCAGCAACCAGAAGCAGAUCUUUACAGAUUUGUUGGGCGUAUAACCAUAAGUCAUCAAAUUGAGGAAAUAGUACGACCACUGGGACCCGAAAGUCUUCUACUUCGUGGAGCAAGGUUGAAAAACACUAAAGAAAUUUUUGGUGUUGCUGUGUAUACAGGAAUGGAGUCAAAGAUGGCAUUGAAUUAUAAGAGCAAAUCACAGAAACGAUCAGCAGUAGAGAAGUCUAUGAAUUCUUUUUUGAUUAUCUACCUAAUAAUCCUCCUUUGUGAAGCUGUCAUAAGUACAAUACUGAAGUAUGCCUGGCAGUCUGAAGAGAAGUGGAAUGAACCUUGGUAUAACCAACAAACUGAUCGUGAAAGAAACAGCAGUAAGAUCUUGAGGUUCAUUUCAGAUUUUCUUGCUUUCCUGGUACUUUACAACUUCAUUAUACCCAUUUCACUUUAUGUGACUGUGGAGAUGCAGAAAUUUCUUGGGUCUUUUUUUAUUGUUUGGGACCUUGAUCUCUAUCAUGAAGAAACAAAUGAAAAAGCUCAAGUAAAUACAUCAGACCUGAAUGAAGAACUGGGACAGGUGGAGUAUGUAUUUACAGAUAAAACUGGCACACUGACAGAAAAUGUGAUGCAGUUUCGGGAAUGUUCCAUUAAUGGUCUCAAAUACCAAGAAAUCAAUUGCAGAUUAGUUCCCGAGGGAUUGAUAGAAGACUUUCCAGAUGGAGUACAGCCCAGUCUUACACACGAGGAAGAACUCUUCCUGAAAGCUCUUUGUCUCUGUCAUACAGUGCAGAUUAAUAAUGACCAAACUGAUGGCAUUUGUGACAGCCCGUGGCGUAGCAAUGGCAUACCCUCUGAAUUGGAGUACUACGCCUCGUCCCCAGAUGAAAAAGCUUUAGUUGAAGCUGCUCGCAGGGUUGGUGUUGUGUUUACUGGGGCAAAUGCAGAAAGCAUGGAGCUUAAAAGCUGUGGAAAGCCAGAAAGGUACAAAUUACUACAUGUACUGGAGUUUGAUGCCAAUCGUAGGAGAAUGAGUGUGAUCGUAGAAAGUCCGUCGGGUGAAAAACUCUUAUUUACCAAAGGAGCAGAAUCUGUUAUUCUUCCUUCCAGUAAAAAUGGUGAGGUAGAAAAAACAAGACUCCAUGUGGAUGAAUUUGCAUUGAAAGGGUUAAGGACUCUUUGUGUAGCUUACAGAAAGUUCACAGAGGAGGAGUAUAAAGAAGUGGAGCGACGUCUUUUUGAAGCAAAAACUGCCUUGCAGCAACGAGAAGAACGGUUGGCAGAGGCAUAUAAUUUUAUUGAAAAAGACUUGGAGUUACUUGGAGCUACAGGAGUUGAAGACAAGCUGCAAGACAAAGUCCAGGAAACCAUAGAAGCUCUUCGGUUGGCAGGGAUCAAAGUGUGGGUGCUCACUGGAGACAAGCACGAAACAGCAGUAAGCGUUAGCUUAUCCUGCGGACACUUCCACAGAACCAUGAACAUCCUGGAACUAGUGCAGCACAAAUCAGACAGUACGUGUGCGGAGCAAUUGAGACAGCUCGCCAAGAGAAUAAAGGAUGACUACGUAAUCCAGCACGGGCUGGUGGUGGAUGGGACCAGCCUCUCCCUUGCCCUCAGGCAGCACGAGAAACUCUUCAUGGAGGUCUGCCGAAAUUGCUCUGCUGUGCUGUGCUGUCGCAUGGCACCCCUGCAAAAAGCAAAGGUUGUACGGCUGCUGAAAACAUCUCCAGAGAAGCCUAUCACAUUAGCUAUCGGUGAUGGAGCUAAUGAUGUGAGCAUGAUACAAGAAGCUCAUGUUGGCAUAGGUAUCAUGGGCAAAGAAGGCAGACAAGCUGUAAGAAACAGUGACUAUGCAAUAGCAAGAUUUAAAUUCCUCUCCAAGUUACUUUUUGUCCAUGGCCACCUUUAUUAUAUUAGGAUAGCAACCCUUGUACAGUACUUUUUUUACAAGAAUGUGUGUUUUAUUACGCCACAGUUUUUAUAUCAAUUCUUCUGCUUAUUUUCACAACAAACUCUGUAUGACAGCGUGUACCUGACUUUGUACAACAUUUGUUUCACUUCCCUGCCAGUCCUCAUGUAUAGUCUUUUUGAACAGCAUGUGCAUCCUCAUGUAUUGCACAGCAAGCCAACUCUCUACCGAGACAUUAGUAAAAAUGCCCACUUGGGCUUUAAGCCUUUCCUCUACUGGACCUUUUUGGGAUUUUUUCAUGCAUUUGCUUUCUUCUUUGGCUCCUAUCUUCUGAUGGGAAAAGAUACUUCAUUGUUAGGGAAUGGCCAGAUGUUUGGAAAUUGGACCUUUGGUACUCUGGUCUUCACAGUUAUGGUUAUAACAGUUACAAUGAAGAUGGCAAUAGAGACUCACUUUUGGACUUGGAUAAAUCAUUUUGUUACUUGGGGGUCCAUUGGGUUUUACUUCAUCUUUUCCUUAUUCUAUGGCGGGAUAAUCUGGCCGUUUUUGCACACCCAAGACUUGUACUUCGUAUUUGUUCAGUUGCUGUCCAGCGGCUCUGCUUGGUUUGCCAUAAUCAUCAUAGUUGUCACUUGCUUAUCCCUUGACGUCGUGAAAAAAGUGUUGUACAGACACCUGCAGCCCACAAGUACAGAAAAAAUCCAGCUUACUAAGACAGGUCCAGGUGUCAACUGCCUGGAGUCCAUGUGUUGCUUCUCCGAUGGGGAGCCAGCCUGCGCAUCUUUUAGAAGAAUGCUGGAGCGAGUAAUGGGACGAUGCAGCCCCACCCGAGUCAACAGGUGUGGAAUUUCUCUGAAAUGCCUUUGCUGCAGACAGUUCUCCUAUAAACUGGAACACGAUGAGCCGACAGCUAUAGAUGUCUAGUUUCCUAGACAGGAAACCACCUCUCCUAGGUUCAGUCUGGGAUCUUCAGAGAAGAUCCAAGUUUGUGCUUUGAAUGUGGGGGAAUGAGAGAUCGUUGCGUUAUAACUGGUUGUUGUUGAAAAACUGGUUGAAUUUUGUUUUUGUUUUUUAAUGACGCUGUCUAUUCUCUGAUCCUGCAACUGCUAUUGUGCCUUUUAGUGGCUUUGGCGUUAUACGCUGUCUCAGGCGAGCGCUUCCCUGUAGUUUCCCAUCACCGGCCAGUGAUUCACAAGCGUGUUUUUUUUCUUGCCCUGAGCUCCCUGUGUGCAUCAUUUUUGCCUUUGUACUUAACAUGCACAUUUCUGUAUAGUUUCUCCCCUUCCCUUGUAUGUCUUUUUUCCCCCCUGAAAGUCAGACCAACGUCCUCGUUUCCCUUCCCCUUUAGCUGCUUCGCCUUUUGAAAUCAGAAGGCUUGAGCGGUGUUUGAUCACCAUGUGUCUCCCCUUCUAGACAUGCAGCCAAGCUUUCUUUUAGCUCCAAGGUUUGCGUUCUGUCCCCUGAAAUUUUCACUUCGGGGGGGUGAGGAAAGUUUAGUAGCUUUCCUCUUAUUUCUUGUUCGCCAACUGUGUGAAAGUCAGUUACUUUUAACAAUACGAAACAAAGCUCGCAUCUGAGUAAAAACAUUAUAAUCUAAAGCCAUCCCAAAUUAUGAUUAAAAGUAGACCUUUUUUUUAAACUAACAUGAAGCCAUUCAGAAAUAAAUGCUGAGCCUAUUUAUUUUUUCGCUAAUUUGUACAGGUCUGUUUUUUUUUUAAUUUUGAAAAGAUCCUCAACAGGAAGAUCAAUGAGAACCAAUUCUUAAUUUACAGAAGGUUGUAUCUUAAAAAGUACAGGUGAAAACUCUACGGAUAUAUAGAAAAAGAAGGUUAGGAAAUCAGUUUUUGCCCCGUGUUUCUAUACCCUUGUUUAAAUGCCAGGUUACAAUUGUUUUCUUCUUUCCUCGGUGAUAUAAGCAUCAGCUGAGAGAAUGUUGUUCAAUCUUGGUCACGGUUAAACAACAGCUUGAGUUGAGAUAAGAUG
Thamnophis elegans (Western terrestrial garter snake) is the source of this 4843-nucleotide messenger RNA. RefSeq names its product ATPase phospholipid transporting 11B (putative) (gene ATP11B). The record is from RefSeq and is a predicted model, not a curated record. NCBI's taxonomy places the organism in Eukaryota, Metazoa, Chordata, Lepidosauria, Squamata, Natricidae. Gene Ontology annotation, cellular component: trans-Golgi network; endoplasmic reticulum; recycling endosome. Gene Ontology annotation, molecular function: magnesium ion binding; ATP binding; ATP hydrolysis activity. The transcript has 29 exons. The coding region runs from base 332 to 3784 and encodes 1150 amino acids. Gene Ontology annotation, biological process: phospholipid translocation.